Molecule: messenger RNA, 2712 nt
Organism: Syngnathus typhle (broad-nosed pipefish)
Lineage: Eukaryota; Metazoa; Chordata; Actinopteri; Syngnathiformes; Syngnathidae
Product: cysteine-rich secretory protein LCCL domain-containing 1-like
Exons: 15
Coding region: 339-1910 (523 amino acids)
Cellular component (GO): extracellular region
Source: RefSeq, a predicted model, not a curated record
GAGCUGCUGAGCGGAGGAUAAAAUGUUGGUAAGCGAUGCUUGUAGAGGCUUUGGUGCAAAAAACCUCGAAGAGUCAAAGGUGCAAACUCCAGAAAAGGACAAGCAAAUUUAGAGUCACUGAGCUCUCCACAUCAUUCCACCUUUGAAGGUGGAUUUAGAACUAACUGCUUCAAACUCUCAUUUGUUGCCAGGCUUUCAUUCAGUGGACUUCAAUUGGAUCCAUUUGAAGGUCACCGAAUCCAAUGCUGAUGAGUGUAUCUCCAUCCUAACACCACAUCCAUCCCACCUUGGCAUUUUCUGGGGGUACGCGUAAACACUGAGAUUAAAAAAAAAAAAAAAUGAGACACGUGUCAUCAAACCGGCCAAGGGGUGUGUCCCGGCUGCCGCCACUGCUCCUCUUGCUGCUUUCGCUUGCCCAGAGGGCCGCUUCCAUGGCGAUGCCACACAACUCCACGGGCUGGCAGCAGAUUCUGGACAAGUACUUGGACGAGGAUGGCGAGUGGUGGGAGGCCAAGCAGAGGGGGAGGAGGGCCAUCGCUGACAGUGACGCCCAGCUCAUACUGGACCUGCACAACAAGCUCCGAGGUCAGGUGUACCCGCAAGCCUCCAACAUAGAGUACAUGGAAUGGGACACCGCGCUGGAGCGUACGGCGGAGGAGUGGGCCGAGACGUGUCUGUGGGAGCAUGGUCCCGCAGGCUUGCUGCCACAGAUUGGACAGAAUCUGGGCGCCCACUGGGGGAGGUAUCGCCCCCCCACCUUCCACGUUCAAGCCUGGUAUGAUGAAGUGAAAGACUUCUCUUUUCCUUACCCCCAGGAGUGUAACCCUUACUGCCCAUUCCGAUGCUCUGGUCCCGUUUGCACGCAUUAUACACAGUUGGUGUGGGCCACCAGCAGUCGCAUUGGCUGCGCGGUCAACUUGUGCCACAACAUGAGUGUGUGGGGACAGAUUUGGGCCAAGGCUGUGUACCUUGUGUGCAACUAUUCGCCAAAGGGGAACUGGUGGGGCCAUGCACCUUACAAACACGGGGCGCCUUGUUCCGCUUGUCCUCCUAGCUAUGGAGGCGGCUGCAAGGACAACCUUUGUUAUAAAGGUCAUGAUAGCCACUUCCCUCCGGAAGAAACCGAGGAAAACAAUUUUAUCGAGCCAGAGGCUACAGAGAGUAUCCGGUCCCGGGUUUCGAAACCCGAGACUGCCGGUGUUCCCGCUCCCGCCACCAAGCCCCCCACUGUUAACCCGCUAAAGAAUGAAGUGGCCAACACGCAGCAGAUGUCCCAGUUCGUGACUUGUGACACCAAGCUUCGAGAUCAGUGUAAAGGAACUACGUGUAAUAGAUAUGAAUGCCCCGCAGGAUGUUUAGAUUCUACAGGGAAAGUUGUUGGGACAGUUUACUAUGAAAUGCAAUCUAGCGUGUGCCGGGCCGGUCUACACGCUGGUGUCAUCGAUAAUGACGGAGGAUGGAUGGAUGUAACGAGACAGGGAAGAAAGGACUUUUUCAUUAAGUCCAACAAGAAUGGAGUCCAGUCACUCGGGAAAUACCAGAGUGCUAAUUCUUUCAUGGUAUCCAGAGUAGCAGUUAAAGCGAUCACAUGUGAAACCACAGUGGCACAACUGUGUCCUUACCAAAGGCCUUCAAAACAUUGCCCACGGUUAUACUGCCCAAGGAACUGUUUAGAGGUGAACCCGCAGAUAUCCAGAGUAAUCGGUACCAGGAUAUACUCUGAUAAAUCCAGUAUUUGUCGUGCCGCUGUCCAUGCCGGGGUGAUCAGGAACAACGCGGGCGGAUACAUCGACGUCAUGCUGGCGGACAAACGGAAACUCUAUAUCGCCUCUAACCAAAAUGGCGUUGACUCGGAAAGUCUUCAGAAUCCUCCCGGAGGGAAGGCGUUCCGGGUAUUCGCCGUCAUUUGAGCGACUGACUCCGCCCGCCAUCAAUAACAUGCGACAUGCCCAAAUGGAGCUCACUCUAGCUUGUGAAUAAGGUGCUAAUCAAAGCCUGAAAUGUUUUCUUGCCUUUGCUAUACUGGCAGGGUAUUAGAGGUUGUUGCCAUGACAAACACUUGACACAUACGUAUAUGAGGAGAAUCUGUGUGCACACAGCAGCCACAGGAUUUGGUCAGCUUUUGAGGGAAAUUAUUUUAAAGUGUAAAGAUAUGAAUGGAUGAAUGGUUUGCUCAAUUUGUUUCAUGUUUGUUUUAUUUUUUGUGCCUUUUUAACAACUAUCUGUAGGUUGAGUUUAUUUUUUAUGAAACAAUUCACCAAAUAUAUAAUUAAAUAAAAAUGUAUGAUAUAUAAUUUUAGUGGCACAUAUCAUUUUACUUGUCCGGCACAUUUUUACUCGUGAUUUUUAAAAAAAGUUUGUGCCAGAUGUGUUAGUUUGUUAAAAAUGUAUGAGGGGAAAAAAUGUAAUCAUUUUAUUUUUAUAUGGUCAUGCUAUUGAUUUCUUCAGUAUGGUGUAUAAAGAAUGCUGCUUUAUGUUAUAUAUAUAUCUUAAAAAGCACUUGUCCUGCUGGCAUAGGACAACCUUCAGACUGUUUUAUUCAAAACCUAAACAUAUUUGACAUUAUUUUUGUCUGAAUAUUUUAUCCCCGCCCAUCCAAAAAGCUAUUUUGCCGUCAAAUCUGUAACACUGAUUAUGUAACACUUUGUCCUAUGCAGUAUAUUGCCUACCUCAGGUUAUUGCAAUUUUACAAUAAAAUAUUACAACUCUUCA